CUGUGUUUUCUCCGGAGGGGUUUAAAGCCGGUGCAGCGGUGAGGUGUGCCGUCUGUGUGUUGUUCACCAGGCAGGUCGGUUUAUCGUUUGGGACCGUGAUGCAGUGCGACUGGCCUCUGUUAGGUCCGCUGCAGUGGACAAGUUACGUCAACAAACAGGUGAGGGUGAAGGCGGGAAAAGAUGAAGAGCACCGCGGCUGGCUGCUCACCGUGGACCCGGUGUCGGCCAGUCUGGUCCUGGUGGACUUCGGGUUGCCGGGCAAGGCCUCAGUUCAGGUGGUGAUGGGUCACGCGGUGGAGGAGGUUCAGGUCCUGCAGGAGGCAGACCAGGAGACAACAGAGCGACUCCAGACCUCCUUCCUCCCCCCGACGCCCCGCAGGCUGGACCCUGAGGUCCUGACCACCACCAGGGUGCGGGUCCGGAGCUGGCUGGAGAAGAACCGGAUCCCUGUGGAGGAGGAGGGCGCGGAGCUUAGGGUGGCGGGGGUCCUGACUAUCACGGCCCCGUACGGACCUGACGACUGCUGCAGCUCCAACCAGAUCAUCUUAGACCGCAUCCAGAGACUGAUCCAGAACCAACCGGAUGCUCUAGAGACUGAACCAGAACCAACCGGAUCCCCCAAAGACUGAUCCAGAUUCUGAUCAAGGCUGACCCUGUAGGACUUGGAUUUCAAGUUGACCAAUCAGAUCCCUGCUCUGUGUCGAACCAAUCAGAGCGCUGCAGCAGCUUUGACUGACAGCUUGUCUGGGGUCAGUUUGGGUCAUUCAUGGCCCCGCCCCCUCCUGAUGUCAUCGGUGUAAAGGAAAUGAGAAAAUAAAUUGUUUUUUUUGUUCAGAUGU
Molecule: messenger RNA, 839 nt
Organism: Labrus bergylta (ballan wrasse)
Lineage: Eukaryota; Metazoa; Chordata; Actinopteri; Labriformes; Labridae
Gene: gemin6
Product: gem (nuclear organelle) associated protein 6
Biological process (GO): spliceosomal snRNP assembly; spliceosomal complex assembly
Cellular component (GO): nucleus; SMN complex
Source: RefSeq, a predicted model, not a curated record